UCUUAUCUUAUCCAUCUCUAUCUGCAUUGUUGUGCCGAGAGAGAGAGAGAGAGAGACAGAGAGAGUGAAUGGCUGUUUCUUCUUUUGUAGCGAACCGGCCUCUGCUUGGUGUUCACGAGAACGUAGCAUUACCAUUACCAGUUGCUCCCCAAUUCCAAUUCAAAUGCCAACCCAAACUCAAAUUCCCCUCCGUCGGAAUUCGAUGCUCCUCCCCUUUCAACGACAAAACCCUCAAACCCCACCUCAAUAACAACCCUUUCGCAUGUCGCUUUCACGCCGCCCAGUUCGGAGAACAGGAGAGCAACAAAUCAUACGUGGAAGCCUAUGCUGUAGGGCGAAAUAUUCGUAUGUCUGCUAACAAAGCUCGAAGAGUGAUCGAUCAGAUUCGUGGACGUAAAUACGAUGAAACACUUAUGGUAUUGGAACUCAUGCCUUAUCGAGCCUGUGAAGCCAUUCUAAAAAUAGUGUUUUCUGCUGGAGCAAAUGCUAGCAAUAACAUGGGUUUAAGCAAAAGCAGUUUAAUCAUCAGUAAAGCAGAGGUUAAUGAAGGGAAAACGAUGAAAAGAGUAAAACCUGUAGCUCGAGGCAGGGCACAUCCAAUUAAGAAGCGCACUUGUCAUAUAACCAUCACGGUCAAAGGCUUACCUAGUGACUCCGCUGUGGAAGCAACGCCUGCUUAAUCCUGUUUGGGACAAAAUGUAUGCCUCAUUAUGAAUUCACUUCAUUACGUUUGAUUAAUGUUUCCGCAUUACGACAUUACGUAGUUUUAUACAGUGGCUUGUAGAGGAGUAAUGAACGUGAUAAAUGUGUACGUCUAUUUUUUUUGGUUGCAAUAUGUGUACGUCUAUGUAAGAACUGUUUCAAUAUUAAAUUUAA
Cajanus cajan (pigeon pea) is the source of this 876-nucleotide messenger RNA. Its product is annotated as large ribosomal subunit protein uL22c. Gene Ontology annotation, molecular function: structural constituent of ribosome. Gene Ontology annotation, biological process: translation. Gene Ontology annotation, cellular component: large ribosomal subunit; ribosome. The record is from RefSeq and is a predicted model, not a curated record. Lineage: Eukaryota; Viridiplantae; Streptophyta; Magnoliopsida; Fabales; Fabaceae.